AUGGAAGCUGUAAGCACAACUUCAAGCCAUUUUCUCACAUUUGCUCUUACCUUUCUUCUGUUCAUAUCAAACCUGGAAAAUUCCGAUGCAGCCAUCACCACCACCAAAACAACCAAAAACUCUAGCAGUACCUACAAAAACUACCUGAAAACGGCCUGCAAUUCCACCACCUACCCAAAACUCUGUUAUAGCUCUCUCUCCCACUACUACUCCACUAUCUCAAACAAUGACCUAACUUUGUGUAUCAGCGCAGUGAACGUAAGCCUACAAGCUGCCACCAACGCAAAUUCCUUAGUAACAGCUCUGUUAAAAGAAGGUGGAUUAAACCAUACUGAAGCUCAAGCUGUUCAAGAUUGCCUUGAAGUAAUCGGAGACAGCAUCGACGAGCUGAAUGAGUCAUUGGAUGCAUUAGGCAGCCUUGACUUCAACAAUCCUAAAGUGAAAUUCCAGAUUUCUAGCAUAAAAACAUGGGUUAGUGCUGCCAUUACUGAUGAUGAUACCUGCACUGAUGGACUUAAUGGUGCCAAGGUAAGCUCUUCAGUGAAGACAAAGAUCACGAAGAGUGUAUUGAAUGUUGAAAGGCUCACUAGCAAUGCUUUGGCUCUUAUUAAUAGUAAACUCCCCUAAUAUUACUAGUUGCUCUCGGAAUACCAUUCCAAUGUGCACUUAAUAAAGAGUUGGCUGUCUCCAUAAU
Hevea brasiliensis (rubber tree) is the source of this 694-nucleotide messenger RNA. RefSeq names its product pectinesterase inhibitor 10-like. The record is from RefSeq and is a predicted model, not a curated record. NCBI's taxonomy places the organism in Eukaryota, Viridiplantae, Streptophyta, Magnoliopsida, Malpighiales, Euphorbiaceae. Gene Ontology annotation, biological process: negative regulation of catalytic activity. The coding region runs from base 1 to 627 and encodes 208 amino acids. The transcript has a single exon. Gene Ontology annotation, molecular function: enzyme inhibitor activity.